AUGGCAGAAUCGGUGCUUCACGAGCAGCUGGUUCGGCAAGGCCUGGGCAGCGGGAGCGAGGGACGACCGGUGGAGCUGCUUUCAAACUUCUUCAAAAUCACCACUAACGGCAAAGUGGUCUACCACUACUCCAUCGGUUUGCAGAAGAUGGCCUACCGCCCAGAGGACCCCAAGUCGGGAGAUAUCAAACAGUACGUUCUCGCCCCCUUGCAACCGGGACUGGAAGUGUUUAUCAGAAAGUGUUCUGCAGAAAUCUUAGGCGCGUAUUUCCAGCAAAACGCUGAAGUGUUUGGCCGUACCCCAUUUGUUCACGAUGGAGCCCAAAAGCUGUACUCGACCCGUCCACUGGACCUGAAAGAUGUCCCUCAAGUUCAAACGUUCACCGUCGGUGGUCGAGAGGCUCGAUUCGCUGUCACCAUCUCGCUAGUUGGAGAGAUUGACCUAAGAGAACUGGACAACUACUACGCUGCCGGUGGUAAGGCUAAAACGCUUUCACCCGCCAUCAUUCCCGUCUAUGAGCAGGUGUUUCGCUUUCUUAUCGAACAGCAGUUCACCGCUUACCAGAGCAGCUUCUACGAUCCACUUCAGCGUGAGCGAAGCAAAAGCAGCCGCGCCUUUGAAUUUGUCUGCGGCUUCUCCAUCUCCGUCCGCAUGACCGAGUUUGGCCUGGCGCUCAACAUUCACUCGAAUCGAAGCUCGGCCAUGGUCUCUCAGCACAUGACCACCGUGGACCGCUUUGUGAAGACCUACCUUGGCCUGGAUCGGCUGGACGCCACCCUCAGCGAGGUUCAGCUGAAGCAGGCGAGCAAGCUCCUCCGCGGCCUAAAGGUGAAGACCACGCACACCGGCGAGGAGCAGUUCUUCAUUAUUGACUGUCUGAGCAGCGAGACGCCCACUACGCACACCUUCAAGAUGCCCAGUGAUGAUGACCAGAGCAGUGGCGGCGGCAAAAGCAUCAGCGUUCGAGAGCACUUCCAAAGCCGCUACAACAUGACGCUUCUCCCCAACCUGAACCUGGUGAAGACGACCGCCGGAAAGAAGGGCGGUGACGGUGGCUACAAGAUUCACCUCCCCAUGGAGAAGUGCCACUUUGUGGAGCACCAGUUCAUCAACGACCUGAAGCUGCCGACGAUGCUGCAGACGGAGCUGAUCGAGCUCUCCUCCUCGCCGCCGAACAUCUACUUUGCCCAGGUGGCCAAGUUUGCCGAGCUGAUCAGCCAGAUCGACCCUCCUCUGCUCGGCCACUUUGGCCUCCAGCUGACGACGCUGCCGGCGAAGGUGCCCGCCCGCGUGCUCGACCUGCCGCCGGUGCUCGACAACCAGGGCACCUUCUACCGGGUGGCCGAGCCGCCGGAGCAGUGGGCGGUGGUCUGCUUUGACCUCUCCCUCACCAGUCACCAGCUGACCGGCUUCAUCGAGUCGAUGCGCGAGGUGGCGAAAGGGCGCGGCAUGAAGCUCUGCAAGCCCUUUCCCAUUACCACGGUGGAGAUCAAGGACUGCUACAGCAUCUUCAACUGCUUCGACAACAUGCGAAUCCUGACGCGCGUCAGCUUUGUCGUCUUCAUCCUUCCCAGUUUCUGCCCCGAAAUGCCGAAUGGCGAAGUUUACAAGGCCGUCAAGUACUUCUCCGACACGGAGGUGGACUUUAUCAGUCAGUGCGUUCGAGCGGAGAAGGCAAAGGCGCCGCCUAAGGGCUACUUUGAGAAUGUGCUCGACAAGAUCAACGCCAAGAUUGGCGGUAUUAACACCGCCGUCAGCGAGGACUACCUGAAGGGCCUGCUGCUGCCCUUUGAGGUGAAGGAGACGAUGCUGGUGGGCAUCGACGUGAACCACCCCGGGCAGUUCGACAAGAUCGCCGCCUCGAUUGCGGCCGCCGUGGGCACCUCCGACUCGACCAUGACCGCCUACUCUUGCUCGGUGCGCGUCCAGGAGAAGUUCCACAGCGAAGCGGUGGAGCACAUUGGCGAGAUG
Messenger RNA from Rhagoletis zephyria (snowberry fruit fly), 1971 nucleotides. Lineage: Eukaryota; Metazoa; Arthropoda; Insecta; Diptera; Tephritidae. The record is from RefSeq and is a predicted model, not a curated record.